Molecule: messenger RNA, 1683 nt
Organism: Anthostomella pinea
Lineage: Eukaryota; Fungi; Ascomycota; Sordariomycetes; Xylariales; Xylariaceae
Source: the annotation of a GenBank genome assembly
AUGCAGCAGUUCGCGCCCGUUGCCGGUGCAGGUGCCGUCUUGGCCCUGCUCGCCCAGACCGCCGCCGGCGCCACCAUCUCGGCAGCACCCAAAGUCGGAUCCCCCACGUCGGACGCGUACCCUCCAGCCGGCACGACCGUCGACUCUGUGCUCUUCCCGCCCGAGUCGCUGGUCAGCUUUCCCGGCCCUACCCCGACCGGUGUUGAGCCCGCAGCAGCGCAGACCGCACCGCUGUAUCCCUACAACUUGGGGCCUUCCAACCAGUUUCCCCUGGUCGCGCCGCAGCCGCAUGGUGAGGACAAGUCGUCCAAGAUCGACAUCACCAAGUACUGGGGGAAUCUGUCGCCUUGGUAUUCCCUGUCCUCGGCCGACUACGGGUUGCCCGACGCGAGUCCGCUCGCGCCAGAGGGAUGUAGUAUCACCCAGGUGCAACUCUUGUACCGUCAUGGUGCGCGGUAUCCGACUAGCGAUGCAGCACCCGCGCAAUUUGCCGCGAAGCUCGCGAAUGCGACCAAGACCAGAUUCGAGGUGUCAGGCAGCUUGGCCUUCCUUUCUGACUGGACCUACAAGCUGGGCGCCGAGCUCCUGACCCCGUUCGGCAGGAGUCAGGAGUUUCUACUCGGCCUGCAGCACCGCCAGCUCUACGGCCACCUUCUCAACAACUUCACCGCCGCGGGCACCAUCCCCGUCUUCCGGACCGAGUCCCAGGAUCGUAUGGUCAAGACUGCCGAGAACUUCGCCGCCGGCUUCUUUGGCGUUCCGGAAUAUCUGGAUGAGGUGAACAUUGAGAUCCUCGUCGAGGCGGCCGGCGUCAAUAACUCUGGCGCACCAUACGAGGUCUGCACCAACGCGGAUGUUGCUACCCGGGGAAGCAUUGGGAGCACCGUGGCAGCGCUGUUCGCGGAGGAUGCUUUCAACGCCACCCUCGCACGGCUCAACUCGCAGGUCUCGGGCUUAAACUUCACGCCAACUGACGCAGUCGCCAUGUUACAGCUCUGCUCGUAUGAGACGGUCGCGCUGGGCUACUCGGCUUUCUGCGGUCUCUUCAGCGAGGAGGACUUUAAGAACUAUGAGUACACAUAUGACCUGUCAUUCUACUACAACAAUGGCCCAGGUUCUCCCGUCUCGGCAUCCCAGGGCAAAGGUUACCUGCAAGAGUUUGUCGCGCGCUUCACCGGCGAAUACCCGGAGGGGUGGUCGGCCCUCAACACGACCUUUGACAACUCGUCUACCUACUUCCCACUCAACCAGUCCAUAUAUGCGGACGCGACCCACGAGGUUGUCGUCUUGGACACGCUGACGGCCUUUAACCUCUCGGCGCUGUUCGCCGGGCCGCCGCUCAGUGCCUCCGGAAAUCGCAAGCAGAACAACUUCGUCGCGAGCAAGGCCGUGCCUUUCGCCACCCACUUCACAGCCCAGGUGCUCGAGUGCGCUGCGUACACGCCGAGCAAGCAGAUUAGGUUCAUCGUGAAUGAUGCCGUCAUUCCCGUCGCGGACUCAUAUCCUGGCUGUCCCAAGGAUCCGCAUGGGCUCUGCAGCUUCGACAAUGUGGUGUCUGUGUUACAGGAUCGUAUUGAUGAGAUCGAUUUUGACUACGACUGCUUUGCCAACUACACGGCAACGGCGGGCCACGACUAUAAUGGUAGAGCCCCGAGAGAGAACGUAGGGUACCCUGGUUUGUAA